Molecule: messenger RNA, 450 nt
Organism: Fusarium redolens
Lineage: Eukaryota; Fungi; Ascomycota; Sordariomycetes; Hypocreales; Nectriaceae
Exons: 2
Coding region: 1-450 (149 amino acids)
Source: RefSeq, a predicted model, not a curated record
AUGGUAACUGGCACCGUGGAACGAACCCUGUACCAAUUUCUUCCUGGACCACUUACCAUUCGGGUAGUUGUACCACCCCCCGAAAGGCUCGGAAUGGGCUUGGCCGUAACAAACUCGCCUGUGGCAGGCCCCCCUCCUUACCAAGAGAACCAAGAGAUAGCACCUGAAGUGUCUAUGUCAUGGAACCUACAAUUCAACUUCGGCUCGGAUCCAAGGCAGAUUGCUGCAGGGUUUCCUAUUGAGCAUCUCUCGGUAAAGGGAAUAUACUCUGUCCUUGGGUUCGAUAGCUUAGAUGAGGAGAGUGUUGUCUACAAUUUUGAGUUAGGUUCUCCUGUGGAGAACGUGAAUGUCAUCUUGGAUGACACCCCCUUGAAAGGACUUUGGCCGUGGCCGCGAGAGGAGAAGGGCCAAGAGCAGGAAACACAGGAUGACGCCGAAGACGAGAAUUAA